This is a messenger RNA of Polypterus senegalus (gray bichir), 2874 nucleotides long. It is a transcript of the gene fbxo4, whose product is annotated as F-box protein 4. Gene Ontology annotation, molecular function: protein binding. The transcript is spliced from 7 exons. Lineage: Eukaryota; Metazoa; Chordata; Cladistia; Polypteriformes; Polypteridae. Bases 428 to 1567 code for a protein of 379 amino acids. Gene Ontology annotation, cellular component: SCF ubiquitin ligase complex. Gene Ontology annotation, biological process: SCF-dependent proteasomal ubiquitin-dependent protein catabolic process; protein polyubiquitination. The record is from RefSeq and is a predicted model, not a curated record.
GCCUGCGGCUCACGCGCGGUUAAGGGAGUUUUUUCGUUGUUGUCGAGCAGCAGUUACAGAUCGAUACUGUUUUAAGAGUGAAUCGCAUUUAUUUUUAAAUAAGGCCGAAUGAGAUAUGUGCAUUAUUCAAACAAGACGGUGGCACGACAGUUAGUUUACUGGAAGAAAACUACAAACACUCCCACAAUGCUCCACGCUGCCGUGUUUUGCUGUCAAGGAAGCGGACACGUGGAGCUCGUUGCGCUGCAACAGUUACCUACGUCGAUAAUAUUUUCACUUGCGGAAGUUAAGCCGGUCUUAAGCUACCACUAACUGAUACAGAUUGCUAGUCAUAUACGAUUCAUUCGUGGCAGUAAAGUAUACGUGCUUUUGCUCACUUUUCUUGCAAUAGUUAUUUUUAACGCAAGUUUGCUAAAAUAUUAAACUUAUGGCAGUAAAUGAACGGGGUGGAUGGGAGUCCGUCGUCAUAGAGAGCCUAAGGAGUUUCAGAGACAGAUACUUACAAAGUGUUAGAAAUGUCAGUCGGAGUGAUCAUCUGAGGAGAAGGUCCCAUGAUGAAGCGCCCGCAAAUGAAAGGCAUUUGGAACGAUUACCUAUUGACUUGCACCUGUAUAUAAUGUCUUUCCUUUCACCUCAAGAUCUUUGUCAUCUGAGCUGUACAAGUCAUUACUGGAACAGUACUGUUCAUGAUCCUUUACUGUGGCGAUAUUUCCUUUUAAGAGACAUUCCUUUAUGGUCAUCUGUUAAUCAUAAUUCACUACCCGACUUGGAAGUAUUAACUAAAACUUCAUCUGAAUUGUUGGAAAAUGCAAACCAUGACUACAUGUCACAAUAUUUAAAAAGUUGCCCAGAGUGCAGAAGGUAUGGAAAACCUAACAGACCUGUAUAUGGUGCAGUUACAUCUUUCUUUCAUUCCCUGGUGGUAAACACAGAGCCCAGGUUUGCUAUGUUUGGACCAGGUUUGGAGCAGUUGGAUGUUUCUCUGCUGACAAAGAUGAUGUAUUCUCCAGAAGUGCUUCCAGUUGCAGGCCUGCCCCAAAGACAAAUAAAUGGAAUUGGUUCAGGAAUCAGUUUCAUGUUUAAGAACCAGCAAAAGCUUAAUAUAAUCACUCUCUACUCUGCUGUUAGGAAAGAAAGGGAGCGUGCUCGAACAGAACAGAGCAAUAUUCAGAAUCCAGCUUUCCUUCAGGGUGAUGAAAGAGCCACAGAGAACUGUACAAGGAGGUACACAGUUAUCCCUCUUGUGGAAAAUGUCUGCAGUGUGGUUGAUGGUUUCAUUUAUGUUGCCAAUGCUGAGUCAAACAGAAGUCAUGAACGUGAAAAUGAAUUUGAGCAGAUCCAGGCAAUGUUAUAUCAACCUUAUGCCACUUCAAACCGGCCUUUACUGGUUCUGUCUUGUAUUUCAAGAGCAGGAGUAAAUAAAAUUCCUAGUAUUUACAUGGCACAUGAAUUACAUUUAAAUAAACUUUCAUUUCCUUGGUUGGUUCAAGAUACUGAAGCUGAAACACUAAUUGGACUUCUUGAUGGGAUUGAAUGGUUAUUACGAGAAUCAGGAAUUAAUGUCUAGAAGUAAAGGAGCAUACAAACUGAAUUGUACAGCCUAGAAAACCUUUGAACAUGUGUACACUGUUAUAUUUUAUAAACUGUAAAUUAUGUAAUAAUAUUAUGUGUAAAUAAUUCACUAGCCUAAAGUUUUGUAACAAAUGUGAUAUAUUGUUGAUAGUAGGAAAAAAAACUCUCCUCCUGUUAUUUUAAUUGACUCAUGUUUUAAAAUUAAAAACUUCUCAUUGUUUCCUUUUUCUUCAACUAGCAGCCAAACAAUAAUGAGAUGAAAAGAAAACCAAAAGAUGAGCAGCUAACUUACGGUCUCAAAUGUUUUUGGAGGGUCACCAUUUUCACACUAACUAACCCCUUAAAAUAAAAGAAAUUUUUGCAGUUAAUGAAACAGGUUAUUUCAGCCUGUGACUUGAUAGUGCUCUUAAUAACCCACACUAGGCAUAUUCAAAACAGUGGAUCUUCAAGGAACACCAAAGCGUUUUGUGGUCAGGAACAGAUCAAUAUACUCAAACUUUCACUUUUUUAUUCAAAUAUUUCAUUAUAUUGUAUGAUAGACAUUUAGGUGUGAACAGGAUCAAGUUAUUUGGUCAUUUGAUGGCUAACUUAUAUCUUAUUGUUAUAUGGGUGUUGGUUAAAGAAAAAGUAAAGCAUCUUUAAAAAAAGUAAGACAAUAGAGAUUUUACUAACAGUAAUUGGUUAUUGAUAAAAAAAAUGGCUAAAACGGAAACAUGCAACCACAUCAGUCCUCCAGCAUCAGAGUCUGACACCCUGCUGUAAAUGAACAAAACCAAUUGUUUUUUUAAAAAAAAUGUAGUGGUAGUCUUUUAAAGCUCACGAAGUCAUGGAGGAUGGGAAUGUUUAUAUUUCAGUUUGAUUCCGAAAACUUUUCUCAUGGUUUGGUGUGCAGAAAAACUAGAAUUAAACGUGUUGGUUACACAGUCACUUAAUCACCUAACUAAAACUUCACAGGGAACACUGAAGUCUAAACAGACAUCUUUAUGAAAAAUCUGCAUGUGUGCUAAAAGGUUGUUAAUGGUGUUACUGUAUUUCACUCUUUCACACUUUCAUACUUGGCUUUUUUGUUUCAAUAUUUUAUUGACCUGAAAGGUCUUUACUGCAAUAAGCCAUUUUAAAAUAAAUGAAUGGAUUAUUUAUAUUCUUCAUUUUUUAAAUUGGAACAGGUGGUUUUAGAUAGUUAUUAGUAUAUUUUACAAGUUCAUAUGCUCACCUAAAAAUAAGUUCCUUUAUUAUGUGGUUUAUUGUUAGCCAACACACACAAACACUAUAGUAGGUGUUAAAGAAUGAAAUAAAAUGAAA